Eutrema salsugineum is the source of this 3222-nucleotide messenger RNA. RefSeq lists its product as uncharacterized. Gene Ontology annotation, biological process: DNA repair; telomere maintenance. Gene Ontology annotation, molecular function: DNA helicase activity. The record is from RefSeq and is a predicted model, not a curated record. The transcript is spliced from 10 exons. NCBI's taxonomy places the organism in Eukaryota, Viridiplantae, Streptophyta, Magnoliopsida, Brassicales, Brassicaceae. Bases 1 to 3222 code for a protein of 1073 amino acids.
AUGUGGUGGAACUCUUCUGUUGACAAAAUCAUUGCUAGAGAAAGACUAGAGAAACUAUCUAAAUCUUUGUUCGAGAGACAGCGAAAGACCAGACACAACAGGAAACGUUUAAUGAAAGGGGUUAAGUUUAACGAAAGUCCUCAUGGAACUGAUACUAUAGCAGAAGAUUAUGAUCAUGAACGUAAACCUGUGCUAUUGGAAAAUGGAUAUUAUGAUGAAGGUGAUCCGAUGUAUGAAUGCACGCACUGCAAAGCAAGGAUGUGGAAAGAGAAACCAAAGUUCUGUCAGCUGUAUAUCCAUGAUACAGCUAAUGAGAUAACAAACAAAGAGAAAUCAAUCAGCAAGAAUGUCUCUAGCUCGACCAAGUUAAGGCCGGCGUUAAUUGAAUGUCUCAUGAAGAUGUUAAACUUUUGUAAUCCAAUGGUGAAAGCUUUCCGUUCUUACAAAGACAGAUACAAUAUUCAACAACCAGAAGACAAUGUCAAGUUAGUUCUCAUUGCUAACAGGAAUAAAGAUGCUAGAACACAUAACAUGCCAACUUCCACAGAAGUCGCAGCCUUGAUUCCUGGGGAUUUUCAAGAAGGAAUGGAUAUACGAGAUAUUGUAUUAGAGACUAAACAUGGAAACCUCAGAAGAAUUAGUGAACUAUAUGUGGGUUAUCUAGCUCUUCAGUAUCCAUUAUUAUUUCCAUAUGGUGAGGAUGGAUUCACUGUUGGUAUUGAAGACGGUUUUGAUGAUGGCAACAAACGGAAACGGAAAACUAUAAGCAUGCGAGAAUUCUAUGCUUAUAGAAUUCAAGAUAGGUUCAUGGAAUCUCAGUCAGUCAUUCGGUCUAAACGAUUGUAUCAGAAGUUUCUGGUUGAUGUGUUUACUAUGAUAGAGUCUAGCCGACUUCGAUAUUUCAGGAACAAUCAGAAGAAGCUUCGUUCAGACAAGUAUAUGAAUCUGGUUGAGGCUGAAAAGGAAGGAACCUCUAGUUUAUCCAACAGAGAAAAAGUGUUUGUGGUAUGUAUACUAGGACUUCCACAUGCACAUAUCCUACUAUGGAUGGCAGAAAAAAGAAAAUUGUCUACUACUGAAUCUAUUGAUAAAGUUAUUUCUGCUGAGAUUCCUGACAAAGAUACUGAUCCGGUUUUGUAUGAAGUAGUGAAGCAGAACAUGAUACAUGGACCUUGCGGAGUGAUUAACAAAAGUAGUCCAUGUAUGGCAAGGUCAAUCAAAUUCCUUUUCAAAUGUAUCAACAAAGGACCUGAUCGUGUUCUAGCUACUAUUGAACAUGAUGUAAAUCAAAGUGCAGAAUCUGUAGCAUGCGCAAAUGUAGAUGAAAACGGCGAGGAUAAUACUGAUGAAAUUAAGGAGUACUUCGAUUGCAGAUAUGUUUCUGCAUGCGAAGCUACAUGGUGUUUGCUGGCAUUUCUAAUCCAUUUUAGGACGACUCUAGUGGAGAAACUCUAUUUUCAUCUUGAAAACGAGCAAUCAGUACUUUUUGAUGAUGAUGAUCCAGUUGAAACUGUUCUAAAUCGCAGGUCCGUACAGAGCUCAACGUUUUUAGCAUUUUUUGAAGCUUGCAAUAAGUAUCCAGAAGCUGAAAACCUAACAUAUGCUGAGUUUCCUACAAUGUUUGUUUACGAUCGUACAAAUAUUGAAUGGAAACCAAGGCAAGAGAAGAAUAGGUUAGCAGUUGGUAGAAUAACCUAUGUACCUCUGAAAUGUGGCCAAUUGUACUACCUUCGUGUUUUACUCAACCGACACAAAUGUCCUAAGGGGUUUGAUGAUUUGAAGACAGUUGAUGGUGUUUUACAUCCUACAUACAAAGAUGCGUGUUAUGCAUUGGGUUUCCUAGAUGAUGAUAGAGAAUAUAUAGAUGGGAUUAAUGAAGCAAGCAUGUGGGGUUCUGGUGACUUCCUUCGAAAACUGUUCUGCGUUAUGCUAUUGACUGAUAGCCUAAUUAAUCCAUUUGGAGUUUGGGAAGAAACUUGGAAUUUGCUAUCUGAUGAUAUUCUUUACAGAAGAAUAUUAUUUGAAAACAAUCCAGAGGGUGAUUACAACACAGCUGGUAUCAAUAGGUUAAUAUACGAUGAAAGAAACUAUGAUAGAGAGGAAAUGAAGGCUAUCAUAGAACGAAUGGUUCCUGGUUUAACUGACGAGCAGAUGAAUGUCUACACAGAGAUCAUGGAAGCUGUCACAGAAGAUAAAGGGAAAAUAUUUUUCUUAUAUGGGUUCGGUGGUACUGGAAACACUCAUUUAUGGAAACUACUGUCUGCUGCUGUUCGUGCUAGAGAUGAAAUUGUUUUGAAUGUUGCAAGUAGUGGAAUAGCAUCUCUGUUAUUGCCUGGUGGUAGAACCGCACAUUCCCGUUUCGGUAUACCAAUAAAUCCAGAUGAUGACAAUACUUGCAAUAUUCAACCUGGAACAGACUUAGGGAACUUAGUUGCUGAGUCAUCUCUUAUCAUAUGGGACGAGGCACCUAUGAUGAGUAAAUAUUGUUUUGAAAGUUUGGAUCGUACUAUGCGCGAUAUUAUUAAGCGUCAUAAGGAAAAACCAUUUGGAGGAAAAGUUGUUGUGUUUGGUGGUGAUUUUAGACAAAUUUUGCCUGUUAUCAGUGGUGGAGGAAGGGAAGACAUUGUUAUGGCUUCUAUUAAUUCGUCAUAUUUAUGGGAUGAUUGCAAGGUGCUCAAGCUUACAAAAAACAUGAGGCUUUUGGCUAAUCUUGAUGAAACCGUAGCAGAGGAAAUCAAAUCAUUUUCAGAAUGGAUUCUUAAAGUUGGCGAUGGUAAAAUUAAUCUACCAAACACAAGAGAAGUUAUGAUUGACAUUCCUGAUGAACUUCUACUAAAAGAAUAUGAUGAUCCCAUUAAAUCUAUUGUCGAGAAAGUUUAUGGUUUAAGUUUUGAAGAGCAAACCGAUCCUCACUUUUACCAGGAAAGGGCUAUUUUGUGUCCGACGAAUGACGAUGUAUGCCUCAUCAACGAGUACAUGCUUUCUAUGUUGACAGGUGAGGAGAAGACUUAUCUAAGUUCUGAUUCUAUAGAUCCAUCUGAUACAUCUAACCAGGAUAGCAGAGUAUAUACUCCUGAUUUCUUGAAUAAUAUAAAGUUGUCUGGUCUUCCUAAUCAUUCUUUUGAGAUUAAGAGUAAGAACACCAGUUAUGCUAUUAAGGAAUAUAGAUCCAAAGGCUGGUUUGUGCAAUGGGACAAGGCUACAAAUCACCCAAUUAGCUGA